AUGCACCGGAGAAUUCACCGGAAAAGGCCGGAGGAAGAAGGCCUGGUGUUCCACCGGUUCCCAAAGCAGCCCAUCGUAGUGGACCUAGCAGAAAUCAAUCCAAAGACUACGAAGUUUCCCGGCUCUGACUGGUUGGAGGGGAAGCUGAAGACCAAGCAGGCCGUGGGCUGGGACGUGGAGUGGCCGCCCGAUGGCCGGACACAAGCAGAGAAUCCCGUUGCCCUCAUGCAGUUCGCCGAUGCCGAGACAGCUUUGCUGGUUCGAACUCACAGGACGGGGCAGUGGCUGCCGAGCGUCAUCAGAGAAGUGCUGACAUCAGAGACCUGCACCAAAGUGUGCGUGGGAUACGACAGCGCGGCCAAGCACAAGAUGCGGAUGUCUUUCGACCUGCAGCCAACGGGCUUGCUGGAUUUGGCGACCCUUGCUGCGCAGAAGGGCCUGGAGGAAGCGGAUCUGAAGUCGUUGGCCGAGCACUUUCAGUACCGCGUCCGCAAGGACGCCCGCGUAGGUCGCUCCAGCUGGGCGCAGCCGGAACUCACGGCGGAGCAGCAGGCUUAUGCCGCCGACGACGUGUACUUCGCGUUUCUGCUGAAAGAGAAGUUGGAAGAGCUCCCUGACAAGGAGGACAAGGCCAAGAGCUCGGCGGUGGAAGGGCAGCUCAGGCUUCAGGAAGGCUGGGUCGAGCACGGCAUCGAGAAGAGGCACGACGGCCUCCGGUGCCGGCUCUGCAACUCUGGGCCCAUGGCUACGCCCGACCACGUGCGGAAGCACAUGCUGGGGAGCGACCACUUGAAGAGAAUCCGGGCGAGACUCGGCAUGGAGCAGGGCGCUUCAGACACCCUGACCGAUGAGCAGGAGCACAAUCACAUUUACGAGGGAGAUGGCUUGAAUGGCGUGGAAAAGGGGCAGUUCGGGUGCUAUCUCUGCGGAACAAAGACCCUGCAAAAUCUACAAGCCGUCGCAAGUCACAUCAACUCUCCGGGACAUCAGGAGGCCAUGAAGACAGAGGCGGAGAAGCUCAGAGAAGGCCCCUUCGAACGGCUCUGGAAUCUUCCUGAUUAUGUCAUCCUGGAAGGCGAUGAGCUGAAUUGCACACUUUGCCAGUCCCUGGCCAGCAGGGUAGACGAGAUGUACCUCCAUCUGCAUGGCAAGAGGCAUUCCAUCAGAGUGCGGGCUCUUGAACAUGAAGACAUCAUCUGGAUAAGGGAGAAGAAUCAGCUGGUGUAUACCCAGACGGGCGAGAUUGUAGUUCGAAAGAAUAUCGUGGUGCCGCGUGAGCCAUCUGGUGGCGCGCCAGCACUUCCAGAAGGUUGGGCGUCCAACCUCGAUCCUACUUCUGGUAGAACAUACUACUGGCGCGUUGAUCAGCCAAAUCAAAGCCAGUGGGAGCAUCCAGGAAAGGUCAGCUCAUCAACCACAGGGUCAGUGAAGCAAGACGGCUACAAGACAAGCUGCAAUGGCCCACUGCCUGAUGAUUGGGAGGAGCACGAAGCCGAUGAUGGACGGGUCUUUUACUACUGUCUGAGAACCUUGAGAUCGCAGUGGCAGCGUCCGACGAUUGCUAGCCCAAUGGUUGAUUCUGUGCGCGGCCAGGAAGCUCCCACGCUUCACAAGCAGGAACGCCAUGCCACGUCAGCGCCACUGCGGGAGACGUCGAGUCAUCCAGUGGCGUGCAGCGAGCCUCAGAAGUUGGCCCCCGGCUGGGAUGUCUAUCGCAACGAGCGUGGUGAAGCCUUCUUCUGGGAUGCAGAGAAUCAAGUGUCCAGAGACAGCCCACCUGAGCCCUACCACUACCAGAGCGCCAAGUGGGUUCUGCUGACGGACAGCCGGGGGGGAUAUUGGCAGUGCUCGACGGAAGGCCGCCCGGGUGUCAGUUUCUACGAGUCGGAUACAACCUGGCAUCGACGUCAGGAUGGCCAGGGCCGCAUCUACUGGAGCAACCCCGUUCGCCAUAUUCGCUUCUUUGAGCCCGACCGCGCCUGA
Molecule: messenger RNA, 1983 nt
Organism: Symbiodinium natans
Lineage: Eukaryota; Dinophyceae; Suessiales; Symbiodiniaceae
Source: the annotation of a GenBank genome assembly